Messenger RNA from Exophiala xenobiotica, 2343 nucleotides. RefSeq lists its product as uncharacterized. Gene Ontology annotation, molecular function: transmembrane transporter activity. The record is from RefSeq and is a predicted model, not a curated record. NCBI's taxonomy places the organism in Eukaryota, Fungi, Ascomycota, Eurotiomycetes, Chaetothyriales, Herpotrichiellaceae. The transcript has 4 exons. Gene Ontology annotation, cellular component: membrane. Bases 495 to 2189 code for a protein of 564 amino acids. Gene Ontology annotation, biological process: transmembrane transport.
CCCGCCAACAAGUAGCACAAGUCUACCCCAACAAAAGGGCAAAGAUACGUGAUAGUACAGCGCCUGGGUGUUUUCGGGUCUGCUUCAGGCGACAUGGAAUGGGUUUCACAACUGUCAGUAUUCACUUUCGAGCGUGGGACGAAGGAUGAGCCUGACGCAAGGCCGUUGGUCGUCAAGCGCUUCUCAUAUCUUCCUGCCGCAAAUGGUUAGCCUCAAUCUUCCCCACUGCCUUGACGGCAGCUAGUGCCCAGAUCUGAGGUAGCACUGGUGGGAAUGGGCGAGAACGAGCAGAUCGCGCAUCAUGAAUCCCAUGCUGGGUGCAUGCGGUUCUGUGACGCUAGAAAAGACGAAAAGUCUUAUCUCGCCACACAGCUCUAUUUCUUAACCCGGCACCCGUGUUCUGGUGAGAUGCAGCUAUUCGGGACUUAUCUCUGAGUAGAUUGCGAGCCUCGGACAAGAAUCGACCACGUCAGAGAACGAGUCAUAUAGCGAAAAUGAGUGAGGCUGUGCGCAAUUCGCGCUUCGACGUCGAGGGGCCUGUCCUUUCCAACAAAGAGGACAAUGACAGACACCUGAGCACCGACGAGAAGCGAGCUCCGAAGCAAACUAUUCCUGUCUACAAUGAGCUGGAGCUGGCUUCUGAGAACGACCUAUCCAUCGGCUCCAUCCUCAAGGGAACAGCAGCGCGACCACUUACCAACUUCGAGAGGAAGGCUGCCCUUAUCAAUGCCGAACUCGAUAAACUCGGUAUGGGAAAAUAUCAAUGGUGUAUCUGGUUCUUGUGCGGUUUUGGCUACUUCCUUGACUUGGCCUGGGCUCAAGGCGUCGGCUUGAUCGCCUCUGCUGUGUAUCAGGAAAUGGGUGUGCCAGCCGGAAGUUAUGGCAAUAUCUGGUCAUGUGCCAAUGCAGGCCUCGCCGUCGGCGCAUUCGGCUGGGGCUUGCUCGUCGACAUUAUAGGUAGACGCUGGGCCUUCAACCUCACCUGUUUGAUCACGUCGGUUUUUGGUCUUCUCCUGGCAGCACCGAAAUACAACUACAGUGCAAUCUGCGGCAUCUACUUUCUUGCGUCUGUCGGUCUUGGAGGGAACAUCCCGAUAGACGCCACGAUCGCCUUGGAGUUUCUUCCGCAAAAUCGCCGCUUCCUGGUCUUUCUGCUUUCAAUGUGGCAGCCAGUCGGUGUCGUUGUCGCUUCCGCCGUCGCCUAUGGAACAACUGCAAAAUGGCGUUGCGACACUACCUUGCCGGCGUGCAAUGCCGUCAGCAACGGAGCGGCAUGCUGUUCGGUCUCCAGCAACAUGGGUUGGCGCUACACGGUCAUCGUCCUCGGGUGCAUGACUCUCUUCAUCUUCUUCCUUCGAUACUUCAUCUUCAGAUUCCAUGAAUCUCCGAAAUUCUUGGUCAGCAAAGGCAAGGAGGCUGAGGCGAUCGAGGUCCUGCACAAGAUUGCCAAGUUCAACCGCGCAGCACCGCCGACUUUGACGGUCGAACAGUUUCAGGCCAUUGACGCUGAGGCUGGCCCGAUUGUGCCCCAGGCCACAACGAAGAACGUCCUCACGAAUUUCUUUAACAGUCUGAAGCAUUUGAAGGGACUGUUCCUCAGCAAGCUGCAAUGCUUUAUUUUCAUACUUUUGACUAUUGCUUACAUGGGCGAUUACUGGUCCUUCAACCUGGCUGGAGCGUAUCUGCCAAUUAUCCUUCUCCAGAACAACGUCUCCACUGGGCAAGCGACCGUGACAGACACCUACCGACAAUACGUCUACAUCUAUCUUCCUGGUAUUUUGGGUGCCGCCCUCGCCUUGAUGACUGUGCAACUACCUUUGGUUGGACGAAAGUGGUCGCUGGUUUUCUCUGCCUGCUGCCAAGGGUUGGCAAUGGCCAUGUACACACAAGUCAAGACAACAGCCGGUUAUGUCGGACUCAACGCGCUUGAGUACAUUAUGCAAACAUACUUCAACGCUGUCUUAUAUGCAUCCGCUCCCGAGCUUUUCGACACAUCCUACCGGGGUAGUGCGAGUGGUAUGUUGUCCUGCAUGGGUCGUAUCGCCGGCAUUGUGGCCCCUUUUGCAGGUGCGCAGUACGUUGUGAGCAACAGCGCUGGAGUUUUGUGGCUUGGAGCUGGUGGAAUCUGGCUCUCCGCGUUCGUCAUGGUCUUCCUUCCCGUUGAGAUGAGGAAGAGACAGAUGUUUUAAAAGCCAGCCUGUUGCUCCUCGCAGCAACUCAAUUCUGCAAUAGUCCGUCUUGGUCGAGUCUAUAUCCGUAUACUAGCAAAUCGCCAUAUACUUCUGAUCGAGCAUUAUUGUGUUGAUAUCUUACAAAAGUACCUUGGUGAUGCUCGUGAAUGCC